UCCAGGUUUGAAACCAGGACUGGCGAAAGCGGCAACCCCGCCGCCACCCACCCGUCUUUUCUCCGCCUUUCUCCCUACAACAGCCUCCCGCCCUCGUUUUAUUUAUUUUUUAAUCAGAUCUGAGAUCCCAUUGGAGGGAGUUCAGUAAAUGAGGACAUUUCCAGGACUGCGUGGCUUCUGCUGUUACUCUGGCAUUGAAUUGCCUCCGCGACUCACGAGUGAAUUAAUGUUGGACUGCGAAAUCUAACGAGGAGAAGAGAGAAAGCAGGCGUUGAUAGUGGUUAGGGGUCUCCGGGAAGAUUUCUUUUUCUUUUUUAAAUCUCCUUGGUAUUAUCUUGCAGCAGAUGCUCUUGCGAGAGCGGCUCGUUCCUCUGCAAGCUUGCAGAAGUGAGCCGGUAGAGAUGCAUCAUCGCAAAGGAACUGCACUGACCUUUACUUAUUUUUAAGGAAACGCUGUAAGGUAAGCAACCUCGCGCUACAAAUCAGCUGAAAUUUCUGGGGAAACUGCAGACGCUGCCCCCCCAGAUUCCCCGAGGAUCAAGAGUGCCUUGACACAAGCCUCAGCAUCAUGCCGGAAUGAGGCUUCGGGAGAACAGCUGAGUAACACGAUGGCCAAAGGAACUGAUCAUGAGAUGAGGAACCUUUCAUCUCCAGCCUCACAAUCCCUCAAUGAUGAAAGUACCACAGGAAGUGAGGAACCCAGCAAAUGCUUGCUUGCAGUCUCUGAGGGUGAAGUUGAUUCAGCAACAUCACUUGCCUUAGAAAUGAAAUAUGCAUUGGAUCCCAACCGACAAAUCAAGAAGAGAAACAAAGCCCUACAGGUGAGAUUCAAAGACAUCUGCGAGGCCCAGAAUGAGCAAAGGGAAAAACAGCUCUCUUUGUUACAGCAGACCGACCAAAAGGAAGCAAAAUCCAUCUCUUACAGAGCAGCUUACCGAAAAUACAUGACAGUGCCUGCCCGAAGAUCAAUCCCUAAUGUUACUAAAAGUACAGGAGUUCAAACUUCACCUGAACUUAAAAAGUGUUACCAGACCUUCCCUUUGGACCGGAAAAAGGGAAAUAUAAUCAAAAGCAUAGCUUCAGUUGACACUUUUCCAAGUCAAAAUAAUGGAUUCCUAAUUGAUGUUAAAGAGAAAGACAGCAAAAUCUCAGGAGAGGCUGUUCAGUGCAGCAAGAAAGUCACUGGAUAUGUGACAGCUGAAUUUAUUUCACAUACUAAUGAACGCAUGAACGCAAUAGAGCCGCUUUCUAAGGACAACUGUUUGGAGACAUGUAUAAGCACUGAUUUGCACAGCUGUAGUAAAGAAUCUCCUUCUCUACAGGACUCAGCAGCUUCAGUUUUAGAAGAGCCUGAUUACUCUUUGCAUGACAAAGCAAAACACCACACUGGGCCAUUGAGGUACGAGGAAGCUAAUCCAGCCAGCCAAGGAAAAGUGUUCAAGACAGAAGUAGCUUCUGUCUACUUGCCCGCAUCUGGUUCACACAUCUCACUGGCUGACCAGCAACAUUCGGCAGCAACAGGGAACUGGUCCCUGUGUCCAGCCGAGGAGGAGGACAGAAAAAGAACUCUGCAUCUUAAUGGUCUGCAGUCACAAGCUGUAAGUACAGUUCAGGCCUGUCCCAUGCAGGCACAGUGCCAGUCUACCCAAUGUAACGAACAGACCCUUCUGGUAAAUGUUUCAUCUAUGGAAGGAAAACAGCCUUGUCAGACAGCAGUUGCUGUGAGUGAAGGAUGUCAACAAAUUGUGCCUCACACUGAAGUAGUAGAUUUGAAAGCACAGUUACAGAUGAUGGAGAAUCUGAUCAGCUCCAGUCAGGAAACCAUAAAGGUCUUGUUGGGUGUUAUUCAGGAGUUGGAAAAGGGAGAAGCUCAUAGAGAAGGGUAAGUUGAUUUUUAGUUUAGUUUUUUUGAUAUAUGCAAGAAUCUCA
Molecule: messenger RNA, 1929 nt
Organism: Ahaetulla prasina
Lineage: Eukaryota; Metazoa; Chordata; Lepidosauria; Squamata; Colubridae
Product: inhibitory synaptic factor 2A-like
Exons: 3
Coding region: 609-1886 (425 amino acids)
Biological process (GO): inhibitory postsynaptic potential
Cellular component (GO): postsynaptic density
Source: RefSeq, a predicted model, not a curated record